This is a messenger RNA of Monopterus albus (swamp eel), 801 nucleotides long. Its product is annotated as myelin basic protein. Gene Ontology annotation, molecular function: structural constituent of myelin sheath. The record is from RefSeq and is a predicted model, not a curated record. The transcript has 4 exons. NCBI's taxonomy places the organism in Eukaryota, Metazoa, Chordata, Actinopteri, Synbranchiformes, Synbranchidae. The coding region runs from base 360 to 779 and encodes 139 amino acids.
UUUACCUACUAUCAACCACAAGUUCCUAUUCACGCACAGGCGUGUCUUUACAGCCCGCAUUUCUUGGCGGAGUAAAGCUGCUGUCAGCCCCACCCCUUACAAACAACCUCAUCACCGUUGUAGCUAAAUCAGGAAGCACCGACAAAACGUUUUUCUUUUUCUUUUCUUUCCUUUCUUUUUUUCAACGUAGACGCUUUGGUGAUUACAGCAGCGGCGAACCGCAAAGGGGGACAGGCGUUAUUGUCGCUGGUGUUGACGGCCACUGUUGAGAGAAGACUGACAGUUGGUUCCAUCCAGUACAAGGCUCAGCUGUGGAUGCAUUUGACACAGCCUAAGCGGAGAGGGUCUCUGUCACCAGCAUGGGCCAGCAUCUAGGAAAGAAGGAGCCACCCACUGACAACAAGGCUUCGUCACCUGGACCCAAAGCAGUGCAGACAACAGCAGCAGGAGCAGAACCUGAAUCACAAGAUGAAGUCUUUGGCUUGGUUGAGGCAGAUGCGAGCAAGAACAAUGGCUGCAUCUCGACGAAGCCGGUGGUGACUGACUCCACGGGCGCUGAGGGCCCCUGCCAUCCCUGGCCUCCCGCCAGCACAGCUGACCCUGACGCCGCUACACCACGCCCCCACCUGGUCCGCCUCUUCUCCAGAGAUGCCCCGGGCCGAGAGGACAACACCUUCAAAGACCGACCCUCUGAAUCGGACGAGCUGCAGACCAUACAGGAGCACAGUGGAGCGGCUUCAGAGUGUGGGUCAGAGAGCCCCGAACAGGACCUAGAAUAGGCUUAGCUUUUUUUCCUCUCCC